Molecule: messenger RNA, 1918 nt
Organism: Pogona vitticeps (central bearded dragon)
Lineage: Eukaryota; Metazoa; Chordata; Lepidosauria; Squamata; Agamidae
Source: RefSeq, a predicted model, not a curated record
AACACAUCAUCCAACCAACCAACCAACCGACCGACCGACAAUGCAAUCCUGUGCCUGUCCACCAGAAGCAAACCUCAGUGCAUGUGAUGAGGCUGCCCUUACAAAAGUAUCUGUGAUGACGGUGAAAUAGACACCAGCUUUGAGUGUUUCACUCAGAUCAUCGCCCCCUUAAAGAUUUACUUAAUUUGCAAUGCCACAAAGGCAGAGGUCUACCCGAAGGAUGCUAACAUCACCUUUACUGUAAGGGCAGCAGUCCCCUUCUUUUUCCUCCCUUCUCUCCAUACAUCAGUAUCCAGAAUGAAUCAAGUCUUGGCAUGCAAGACAGUAUCCAAUAGUGCUGGGAACAAUGGGGAACUGCCUUAGUCUACCUAAUGGCAGGGACGGCUGUUAUGGCAAUAAUAAUAAUUUAUUUAUUGUCAUUAAAGAGUCAAUGCAGAAUGAAAACCUGGAGGGUUAGCAAUUGUUCUAUGAGUGCCACGGAUAUCAUAUCUUCGGUAGAUGUUUGCUUGAUCAUGAUGCUGAUGAAACAGCAGUGCAGAGACUGCCAGCGAAUAAUGGUAAAAGAUAUCGUUAAACCUGAACCGCCAUUUGGCUUAAGAAUUACACAUCAAGAAAAGGCGAAUGAAUAUUGUGUUGAGUUUUCAACUCCAUAUGUGGAAGGAUCAUUCCUUCAUAACAAAUUGUUGUAUGAAUUAGCCUACCGCCAGGAAAACACAAGUAACUGGAUUACCAGAGAAUCUGAAUAUAUCCCAAUAAAUCUUAUGGGAAAGGAAUUUCAGCCUGGGAUGACAUAUGAAAUGAAAGUCCGGUCAAAGCCCAAAGGACCUUAUUACAAAGGCUCAUGGGGUGAAUGGAGCACAUCUCAAUACUGGAAAACCUCCGCUGAAAUAAAUGAUUAUACCAUGAUUAUGACGACAACAUCCAUUGUGGUAUUCCUUCUACUGUUCGUUCUAAUUGUUCUGGUCCUAGUAUUUUGGAAAAACAGGAUCAAACCCAUUUUGUGGCCCACCAUUCCUAACCAUGAGAAAACUCUGGAUAAAUUUUGCAAAAAACUAAGAAAGAAUUGGGAUGCAAGUUUCUUCAAUCCAGAGAGUCUAGGAUAUGUCCACAUCCAUAAGGUGGACAGCAUUCAGGCCAAAUCAGAAGUGGAUCAUCUUCAGCCAUCAUCACUUCUUUUGGAUGCUCAUGUUCCACAGACGCUUAGUAAUGGGCUGGAACAAAAAAACAACCUGCCUCAUAUCAAUCAGGGCUGGCUGAAGCUGGCUCUGCUAUAUGAAGGAAUGAGGCCAGCAGAGCUGCUGACCAAGCAUUUAGGCAUAUGUAAACAUGUGCGUGGUGAUGACACAUUCAUUGGUGCCAACGUGCAGGACAAGAGAGCUGACAGUAGUUCUGACAGUCAAUGCAGUGGUACGGAUGAUGUCAGCAGCUGUUCCACUUCCUCUGUGGAUGCAACCACCCUAUAUGAAUUGCAAGCAGAUCCUUGUCACCAGAGUCAUGCCAGUAGUGAGACCAGGGUGCAAAACAUAGAAGAAGCCUAUGUUACAAUGGCAAGCUUCUCUGAAGUCAGAGGUAAAUCAUAAGUGCUAAUUUGAUCGGGGCCCAAGGGAUAGCAUUUUAUGCAUUGCAGGAAUUCACAGCUACAGAGACAGCUGUGUUAGUCUAUUGCAGCAAAGCCAACACAGACAUGUGACAGCUUAAAGAGUAAACAUUUCUAUUAGUGUGUGAACUUUCAAGAACAAUAGCCACUUCAUCAGCUGUAUGGAGUGUUGCCCAGAAUUUCAGAUAUCUGCUCAGUGCACCUGGUUGCAGCUGGGAUUCUAGACAGUGAGGUGAGCUGGAAAUUGAGCACAGAAAAGUACUAUCUGUAAUCAGUUAUGUGUCAUGUAUGGUGUGUGAUAAAUCAGACUUUUAUUCUCUA